Molecule: messenger RNA, 2392 nt
Organism: Equus caballus (horse)
Lineage: Eukaryota; Metazoa; Chordata; Mammalia; Perissodactyla; Equidae
Source: RefSeq, a predicted model, not a curated record
UCACCCAUCUCCACAUUUCAGACCAUCUUGCCCCCAUCCCAUAAAUACCCCUGGGUCCCUAUUUUCAGGGAAGCGGAUUUGAGGUUCAUGCUCCUGCUUCCUCACGUGGCUGCCCUGUGAUUAAACCCUCUCUCUGCUGCAAUCUCAUCAUCUCAGUGUUUGGCUUUCAGGGCAGCGGGCAAAGACGAACCUGGUGUGGUAACAGCAUUCCACUGGUGGGCUGCUUUUGGGAGCGCCCGAAGACGCUGGAAGCUGGAGCCCACUGCAACACUGGAGCGACUCAGACAGGAACAGGAAAAACAGAAAGGAGGUCCUUCCUCCCCUCCUCCCCCUCUUCAAUUUCUCUCUAAUGCCUCCUUUUGGCAAAACCUAAAAGGAUCUGGCAAGGGAUGUGGGAAAUGUAGUUUGCAGAGUCCCCACCCCAGCUCCGUUAGGCAGCAAAUAUUAGGGUGGAUCCACGAGCAGCAUAUAGAAGGGUGAGACAAAAGGGCACAGGCCCCUUGGGAAAUGACUCACCUGGGUUUUAUCUCCGGUCCCUCUCUCUGUGCUCAUGACCCUCUGUGUUCCCCUCACGAGAAUCAUUCAUUCCUCGUGCUUCUGGGCUCCCCUGGGUACGAUCUGCCUCAUGGUCACUGGGAUGCUCUUGUCAUAAGUGGCCCACUCACACGCGCUCUCUCACAGCCUAUUCACCUCCUGGUUUUGGAAGAAGAUUCUAUCAAGCCCCGCCAACUUGCCAGUAACUCCAGAUGGCAAAAUGACCUGCGCCAAACGGGAAGUGAAACGUUAUUCCCGCCAUACCUACAGGAUACAAUGAGACUGAACUUGCCCUUUGGAGAAUCCUCAUAUAAUAACUUCCUGACUUCCUGUCACCAGAAUGUCAUGUCGCACACAGCUAUGGCUUCCCUCGUCCCGCUGAGCCUUUGUAUUAUGGUCAUUCUAGCCACAGGAUACGGCCACCCUGUAGCCAAGAGCAGUAGGAAUGUGCUGACCAGCCUUGGGUUCAUCUGGAGGGGAGAUGCUCAUCUGGUUCUCCUCCAGGACGUGCGCUGGGUUUGCUCCUUCAGGAAGGAGACUGAGGUCAUAAACCCAGUGGCUUUCCAGUCCACCUGCUUCUCACGUGCGCCAAUUCCAUCUUUCCUACUCCUCAUUCUGUCCCGCUCCCCCCCGCUCUGUGUUGCAGCAGACCGCCCUGGAGAUCCAGAAACCAGAGAUGCCAGGGAGCGGGUGGCGCCACUCAGAGCACCACAGCCAGCUUCACACGUAGAUCUCUGGGGGAGUUCACCAGAUGAGCAGUCUGGGAACCGACUCCAGUAUCUGAAAAGUCUCCGCAAGGACACAGCUUCCCACCAGCAGAAGUGGAGAGACCCCAGUCCUGCCACAUCCAUGAGGGAGACCCAAGGAAAAGCAGGAAGUGAUGGGAACAGCAGGAAACACCACAGCAGAGCCAUGACCCCCCAGCCCGCCCAUCCACCACCCGUCUCAGCAGCCAGCCAAGGGCUCUUGUAGGCGGCUAUGACGAGCAAAAGCUGAGGUUCCAGGGCACCAGGGGCCUCGUUUCAGCACUGAGACCCUCUGCCCAGAAGACGUGUUCUUCUUCCAGACUGCCAAGCACCUGCAGGAGCCGUUACCGUCAACAGACACUCAUUGGUCCUUUGGUUUUUCUCUGAUGCCUCCACUGGAAGCGGCCAGGUAGACUCUGCUCUGGGUUUGUUAUGAAAACAGUUGUAGAAACCUCCACGCAACAAAUUCCAUUCAGAAUUCAGUGCCAGAGAAAGUCUGUUCUUGCCUCAAGAAGGUGUGCUUCUGCUCUGUUAAUAAAAAGAAGGAUGAGAUACCCGUCUUUGCUCUCCCUGGGGUAGACUGAACCGGGAGUAAUGACAGAAUGGGAGGGACUCCAGCACCAGCUUCACGGUCUAUUCAGAGUCCCCGGGCAGGGUCUCCUUCUGUGCUUGUGAACAGAGCCCCCCAUCACCAUCACUGCCUCUUCCGUUGAGGUUGGCUCCAGGCUCUGUGCAGGACAAAUGAUUACGGGGAAUACUAAAGCACAAAGAACCUCGGCAUCAGCAGGGUGUGAAAAGGGGAGGAGAGAGGCUCCCAUUAUCGGUGCUCCCUGUUUGUUGGCUUAGCCAUUAACCAAACAAACCACGCAUGAGUGCGUGAGCGAACCGAAGAACGGACACAUGAGUCUGUAUCGGUAAGGCCAAUUUUCUCCAAGCUUACGCUCUGCCUGGGGUGGAAUGACAUACUUCCUGCCCCGGUUUAGCCACCUCAGGCCACCCAAGGCUCCACCAUGCGCUCAACGCUGGUCGUUUAGGCCCUUGGCCCCAUUGCCCCUCCUCCAUGCUCUGUCCUGUGUGGCAGGAGGCUGGGACGUUGCCCACUGCGCUUAGAU